UCACCACGACACAGAAUGACGGAGCACGAGGACUUCGCAAGCUUGGCUGGGUACUGGAACUCCUCCGACAGUUACCAGUUCAGCCCUGCCAGUAUCAUUGUCCCUGUGGUCUUCUCCCUCAUCUUCCUCCUGGGCACAGUGGGCAAUAGCCUGGUGCUGGCAGUACUACUGCGCAACGGGCAAAUGGGCCACAACACUACCAACAUCUUCAUCCUCAACCUCAGCCUGGCUGACUUCUUCUUCAUUGUCUUCUGCGUGCCUUUCCAGGCCACCAUCUACUCCCUUGAGGGCUGGGUCUUCGGCUCCUUCAUCUGCAAGGCUGUCCACUUCUUCAUCUACCUCACCAUGUAUGCUAGCAGCUUUACUCUGGCUGCCGUCUCUGUGGACAGGUACCUGGCCAUUCGCUAUCCACUGCGCUCCCGGGAGCUGCGGACUCCCCACAACACGGUGGCUGCCAUAGCUGUGAUCUGGGGCCUCUCCAUGGUCUUUGCUGGGCCCUACCUAAGCUACUAUGACCUGCUUGAGUGGGAGUCCCGCUACAUCUGCAUGCCUGGCUGGGAGGAGUGGAGACGCAAGGUCAUGGACACCAGCACAUUUGCCUUCAGCUAUGUCAUCCCAGUGCUGGUCAUCAGCCUCUCCUACACCAGGACCAUCAAGUACCUGUGGACAGCAGUGGACCCCCUGGAGGACAUAUCAGAGUCCAGGAAGGCCAAGCGGAAGGUAACCAAGAUGAUCAUAAUUGUAACCAUCCUUUUCUGCCUCUGCUGGCUGCCCUACCAUGUAGUCAUCCUCCGAUACCUCUAUGGAGACUUCCCCUUCAACCAGGCCACCUAUGCCUUCCGCCUACUUUCCCACUGCAUGGCCUAUGCCAACUCCUGCCUCAACCCCAUCGUCUACGCCCUGGUCUCCAAGCACUUCCGCAAGGGCUUCAAAAAAGUUUUCAGCUGUCUCUUGAGGAAAAACCACCGCAACAAGGUGCAUGUGGUGCACGCUGCCCGCAUUGUGCCUGGAUUUGAGGCAGGAUCCACUGAAGUGUCCCAAAUGCACGAGGAAAAUAAUAGGUGUGAGCUGAACCCAGCCCCCAUGGCAGUCCCCUCCAGUUCCUCCAAGCACUUUCGUAUUUCCUAG
Egretta garzetta (little egret) is the source of this 1128-nucleotide messenger RNA. Its product is annotated as galanin receptor 2b-like. The record is from RefSeq and is a predicted model, not a curated record. The transcript has 2 exons. NCBI's taxonomy places the organism in Eukaryota, Metazoa, Chordata, Aves, Pelecaniformes, Ardeidae. Gene Ontology annotation, cellular component: membrane. The coding region runs from base 16 to 1128 and encodes 370 amino acids. Gene Ontology annotation, biological process: G protein-coupled receptor signaling pathway. Gene Ontology annotation, molecular function: G protein-coupled receptor activity.